AUGAUCAAAUCUCGCAGUCUCAACUUCCCAUGCUCACAAACGCAACGUAUCAGCUGUUCGGGCAGUGUUGAUGAAAUUAGAGCAUUGAUUCAUACGACACGAACCUCGCACUGGGAACCACCUUGGGCGUCAUGGAAAUGUCGAUUGGGAUUGCCGUACGGAUGGGAACAGGCAAAGGACGAUUCUGGAAACAUUUAUUUUAUAGACCACAUUAAUCGAACCACUACUUACUCGGACCCUCGAGAAUCUGCAGCUCCAGAAGGACCACGAACCGUAAAACUUCGGCGGCGGCCCGAAAUUGGCUUCGGUUUUGUGGCAGCCGGGCAGCAUCCGACAGUUAUUCAAUUUGUUUCGGCAGAAGGCCCCUCUGAUGGUUUGCUGUAUGCGAAUGAUCAAAUUCUCGCCGUGAAUGGUACGGACGUGCGACAGGAAACGAAAGAUAAUGUCGUCGCAAUGGUGCGGUCAGCUGAGGAUGAGCUCGAGCUAACUGUUGAACAGUUGCCUUUACGGCCGCGAUCUUCACGGCGGAGUUGUCGUGUACGUUUUACUGACCGUGUCCUUGUUGCUUCAGUUCCAGAUGCGGCAACCGACUUCCCUCCUCCGUUGCCUAAUGCCUUACGAGUCUACUUGGAAAACGGACAAACAAGGUCUUUCAAGUAUGACGAUACGACUACCGUCAGGGAUAUUCUGAACUCUAUUUUCUCUAAACUACAACUUCGAGCGAAGUCACAUUUUGCCCUAGCUAUGGAGUACUCGUUAGGAGCUCGAUCAAGUCGUGUUAGUUUGUUGAGGCCGGAUACAAAGAUAGAUGAGAUGAUCCGAAUGCCAAACUCUGAUCACAUUCGUUGUGUAUUUCGAUUUGCUUUCAUUCCUAAGGAUAUAGAAGCGUUAUGGCUUGAGGAUCCUCGUGCGCUGGAUUAUUACUAUCAACAGUGCACCGCUGACGUCGUACGGGGGCGAUAUGCGUUUGAGAUGAGAUACGAGGCCUGCAUUCGCUUGGCAGCCCUUCACAUGCAGCAAGUUGCCGUCGAAUCGCAUCUUCUUAAAGAGAACAACACCGUAUCGUUGACACGACUGGAGACCGAGUACGGGAUGAACUCAUUUUUGCCAUCGAUCUUGUUGGAGAACGUUAAGCGACGUGAAAUCCGAAAGCAUAUACGGUAUUACUUGAAAAGAGACAGCGCAAAGUUGAGCGAAAACUUAGCCAGGCAGGCGAAUUGUGGUGGCCUUCAGCAGUCUCUACUCUUAAUGCGGGUUACGGAUACAUCUGUAUCAUUACGUGUACGAUACUUGGAUCUGCUAGCACAUCUUCCCACAUUUGGUGGACGAGGAUUUUCUGUGACUUUUAAAGAAAGUCAAAUCGACAUGAUUAUGCAGAUUGAUCCCCGAGCAGGAUUGCUCGUCAGGCAUCCAGGAAAAACCGGUCGACCAACAAUAUCGAUAGACUAUGAUCUUAUCGACCAUCUUGUCGUACGACGAGAAUCAGAAAUUUCCUCGCUUAUCAGCAUUCGACUAAAGAGCAAUCCUGACCAGGGUCUUGAAUUCUUGGUGGACAAGGAUGAUAUCGACGAUUUGGUUGUGUACAUAUGCGGUUAUCAGCUAAUCCACUGCAAUCGCAACCUGACAUGCGAUAUUGACGAUUCACCUCCUCCUAAAUUGGAACCGCCUACAAACCCUCCUCCUUAUUCAGCAGUGCACACAGUGAUACCCUGCGGAUGGAACUAUUCUAGCGAUAUAAACAGUAGUGAGCAAAGUCUUGAUCUCACCACUGACCCACCACCAUAUGAACUUGCCAACUCCUUUGCUGAUUCUCACAAUGAGAAAAAAGAGGAUGCGACGGCAAAUACCUCCUGCAGACCAUCGCCAUCACCUCGACAAAAUUCGGAAACGGCAAGGAAGUUGUUGCGAGCCACUGAUUCGUUGCUCACUAAAAAUUCCCAAAAGUUGCAGAAAAAAGAGAUUCUUAGCCCGAUUGUUUCCAGAUCCGUGCGCCUGCUGGAUUCUGUAUCGGACUCAUCAGAUGCGGAUGAUUCAUCAUGGAGUAGCCCAGUGAGAAGUCCGUUUUUGGAAAACGAACCAAGAAAUCAUCUCAAUGGGUCCCCUGAACAACAUAUAUUCCACUCAGGAAGACGGGAGUCGAUUGAAACAUUAAUCGGCAGUGUCAACGCGCAGCAGGUUCCCAAUCUUGAGAGUCUCAUUUUACUAUAUCAAGAAUCGAAUGGAGUAAAUCCAAAAUCAAGCAAAUUUGACAGGAAUGGGAUAGCAAAAAUGAUACAGUCAAAGGAUGUUGAACGCAACAGUGAUUUGACUCCCUCCAUCGAGAUACCAUCCGCACCAAUGGCAUCAAUCGAGGAGGAAAUGGCAAUCAGUCAAAUUACAGCAGCAUCGUGA
This is a messenger RNA of Necator americanus (New World hookworm), 2391 nucleotides long. RefSeq lists its product as uncharacterized. Gene Ontology annotation, molecular function: protein binding. The transcript is spliced from 20 exons. Gene Ontology annotation, cellular component: cytoskeleton. The coding region runs from base 1 to 2391 and encodes 796 amino acids. The record is from RefSeq and is a predicted model, not a curated record. Lineage: Eukaryota; Metazoa; Nematoda; Chromadorea; Rhabditida; Ancylostomatidae.